Spea bombifrons (plains spadefoot toad) is the source of this 1701-nucleotide messenger RNA. RefSeq names its product aromatase. The record is from RefSeq and is a predicted model, not a curated record. The transcript has 9 exons. NCBI's taxonomy places the organism in Eukaryota, Metazoa, Chordata, Amphibia, Anura, Pelobatidae. Bases 1 to 1509 code for a protein of 502 amino acids. Gene Ontology annotation, molecular function: heme binding; oxidoreductase activity, acting on paired donors, with incorporation or reduction of molecular oxygen; iron ion binding.
AUGAUUUUGGAAGCUUUUAGCACAAUGCAAUAUAACAUCACUGAAGUAAUGCCCAGCAUAGCUCCAGCAACAGCCGCCUCUGUACUUGUCUUUAUUUUCCUUCUUAUUGUGAUCUGGAGCCAUGAAGAAACAUCAUCAAUACCAGGUCCAUCAUACUGCAUGGGACUCGGUCCACUGAUUUCCUACUGCAGGUUCCUACGGACAGGAAUAGGCAGCGCCGCUAACUAUUACAACAAAAUGUAUGGGGAAGUUGUAAGAGUCUGGAUUAAUGGUGAGGAAACUCUGAUUAUCAGCAAAUCAUCAGCUGCAUGCCAUGUAAUGAAACACGGCCAUUAUACUUCAAGGUUUGGUAGCAAACGUGGGUUACAGUGCAUCGGAAUGAAUGAAAAUGGAAUCAUAUUUAACAGCAAUCCAUCUUUAUGGAAAGUGAUUCGCCCAUUCUUCACAAAAGCUUUGUCAGGACCUUGCCUUAUGCAGACCACCGAGCACUGUAUUAAUUCAACAAAACACUUCCUAGGAAAACUGGAAGACGUGACCAAUGACUCCGGAAAUGUAAACGUGUUGAAGCUAAUCAGGCUAAUUAUGUUAGACACUUCUAACAAGCUCUUUCUCAGAGUCCCUUUGGAUGAAAAUGAUAUUGUUCUGAAGAUCCAGAAAUAUUUUGAUGCAUGGCAGGCACUUCUGCUGAAACCAGAUAUAUUUUUUAGAAUUUCCUGGCUGUACAAGAAGUAUGAAAAGUCAGCCAAUGAUUUGAAAGAGGCCUUGGAAACACUAAUUGAACAAAAACGUCAGGAGCUUUCAACCUCAGAGAAGCUGGAUAAGAAUAUGGAUUUCGCAUCAGAACUCAUAUUUGCCCAGAGCCAUGGAGAUCUCACUGCAGAGAAUGUCAACCAGUGCAUCUUGGAGAUGUUGAUUGCUGCCCCUGAUACCUUGUCCGUGUCUCUCUUCUUCAUGUUAGUCUUGAUUGCUCAACACCCAAAGAUUGAAGAAGCGUUGAUGAAUGAAAUCAACACUGUUGUUGGAGAUAGGGAAGUGGAGAGCAGUGACAUGCAAAACCUCAAAGUUUUGGAGAACUUCAUCUACGAAAGUAUGCGGUAUCAGCCGGUUGUAGACUUGGUUAUGCGCAAAGCUUUAGAAGAUGAUAUCAUCGAUGGAUACAAUGUGAAGAAGGGCACUAACAUCAUUUUGAACUUGGGACGCAUGCACAAAGUCGAAUAUUUUCCAAAGCCCAAUGAAUUUACCCUGGACAAUUUUGAGAAGACGGUUCCGCAUCGUUACUUCCAGCCAUUUGGCUUUGGUCCACGUGCAUGUGCAGGGAAGUACAUAGCCAUGGUGAUGAUGAAAGCGAUUCUCGUGACUCUUCUAAAGAGAUACAGGGUGAAGAUGCUACAAGGAAAAUGCCUGGAGAACAUACAGAACAACAAUGAUCUGUCCACACACCCUGAUGAAACACAGCCCUCAUUAGAGAUGAUUUUCAUUCCUCAAAACACAGCUAAACUCAAACACUAGCAGAGAAUAUAAUAAUCUCUGCCAGAUCUGGAAUAUCUGAAAUGUAAUUAGUAUAGACUUAGUGUCAGCCUUAGUCUGUGUUAAAUCUUGAUUUGACUGCUGCUGUUUGUACUAUGGACGUAACGUUCAUUGUGAUUAAGUUAUGUGUCAGUUAUAUGUCUGUUAGAAUUAUAUAUAUUUUAUCUAUAUUUA